Rhizopus microsporus ATCC 52813 is the source of this 2007-nucleotide messenger RNA. RefSeq lists its product as uncharacterized. Bases 1 to 2007 code for a protein of 668 amino acids. Gene Ontology annotation, biological process: regulation of alternative mRNA splicing, via spliceosome; mRNA cis splicing, via spliceosome. The record is from RefSeq and is a predicted model, not a curated record. The transcript is spliced from 7 exons. NCBI's taxonomy places the organism in Eukaryota, Fungi, Mucoromycota, Mucoromycetes, Mucorales, Rhizopodaceae. Gene Ontology annotation, cellular component: U2 snRNP; U2-type prespliceosome; catalytic step 2 spliceosome. Gene Ontology annotation, molecular function: RNA binding; protein binding.
AUGAUGGAAAUUGAUCAAAUCAGUACAAAUGGGCCAGCCGCCACUGAAGAACCUAUUUCUGGUAUUAUUUACCCACCUCAAAAUGUUCGAACAAUGAUUGACAAAGCAGCAACACACCUUGCAACCAAACCACCCGAACUUGCAAAGCAUAUUCUUGAAAAUGACAAAGAAGGAAAGUUUAGCUUUCUAAAAGAAGGAGAUCCUUAUCAUGCAUACUAUCUUUUCAAGUUUAAUGAAGCAAAAGAAGGAAGAGCUCAACCAGCCGAGGUAAUUCCUAGUCCAACAACACAAGUAGUUAUGGAUACGCCAGUUGAUCUUGCUCCAAAGAAGCCUGAAGAUUUCUUAUUCUCUGCCACCAUGCCAGCCAUGUCGGCACAAGAUCUUGACAUUAUUAAAUUGACUGCUCAAUUUGCUGCUCGAAACGGUCUUAACUUUAUUUCACAAUUGAUGAAGCGAGAAUCAAGAAACUACCAAUUCGACUUUUUACAUUCGACACACAGCUUAUUCCCUUACUUUACUCAGCUUAUCGAACAGUACACCAAAGUAUUGAAACCAACUAGCGAUGCACUAGGCCGUUUACGAUCUAAUCAAGCUGAUAAAUAUCAUGUUUUAGAUAGAGUUAAAGAACGUGUAGAAUAUGUUGCUUGGCAAGAAGCAGAAAAGAAAAAGAAGAGCGAUGAAGAUGAAAGAGAACGAAUUGCUUAUGCAAGCAUCGAUUGGAAUGACUUUGUUGUUGUCGAAACUGUCGAAUUUACGGAUGCAGAUGAGCAAGCCGAUCUUCCACCCCCUAUGAGCCUUGCUGAAUUAGAAAGCAUGUCAUUAGCUCAAAAGCGUAUGGCUGCCAUGCCUGAGCUACCAAAGGAAGAAGAAACGAAGGCAGAUAUGGAGAUAGAUGAUGUGGAUAUGGAAGCAUCAGACGAAGAACCUACUGAGGAAGAGCAGCCACCAGCCCCUGCCUCCAGAAUCGUGCCCAAGGUACCAGAGGUCAAUGGUCCUAUCAAAAUUCGUACAGAUUAUAAGCCUAAAUUGGCAGGUGCAGCCGGCAAUAAAGUUUCAGUGCCCAUGCAAACAUGUCCUCGUUGUGGCGAAGAAAUUCCUGUGACAGAAAUGGACGAACAUAUGCGUAUUGAAUUGCUUGAUCCCAAGUGGAAAGAACAAAAAUCUGCUUAUGAAGCCAAGUUGAAAGACAGUAACUUGCUGCAACAUGGCGCAGAUGUGGCUAAGAACUUGAAGAACUUUUCUGGAUUACGUCCUGAUAUCUUUGACGCAGACGAAGCAGAAACACUUCGCAAAUUCAAGCAGAAGGAAGAGGAAGCCAAGAGGAAAGAUAAGAUCAUUUGGGAUGGUCAUACAGCUACUAUGACCUUGACUAAUCAAAGAGCACAGAAAUCUAGUCUUGAGGAACAAAUUGCUAAUAUGCAUAAACGACUUGAUGGCUCACAGGAAACUUCCAUUGGACCUCAAAUUCCUAACCAACAGGCAGAUUAUUCAUCUACUUAUUCUGUAUCUUCUGCACCUGUACCAGGAUAUUACCCCAAUCAGACAUUUGUAAAUCAAGUGCCUGGCAUGUACAAUCCAACAAUGCCCGGUAUGCCUAUGCCCGGCAUGGUUCCUCCCCCUCCUCCUCCAGUUGUCCCACCGAUGACACCUGCUAUACGUAAAGCAGAGGAUUCUGGACCAGGAGCAGAAAAGAAAGCACGCACAGAUGGCGAGGCUGAUUGGGCAAUGCUCGAUCCAAAUGCUAUCACACUGACAGUGCAUACGCCAUCGUUGCCAGAUAAACCAGAAUGGAACCUUACGGGUGCAUCUAUCACAGUGAGUGGUUUAUUACCAAAUACACUCGUAUCCACUCUCAAAGAUCGUAUUGCCUCUCAAUUGGGAAUGCCAGCUGGUAAACAAAAGCUGUCAACUGUGGGAGCGGGUACGGUAUUGAAUAACAGCAAGACAUUGGCCUUUUACGGUAUCAUGAAUGGCGCAGCAUUGGUACUUGAAGUGCGAAAACGAUAA